AUGGCUAACUAUAGCUUGUUGCUUAUCGCAUUUUGCGCACUGUCGCUGCGGUCUGCGUUCUCGCUGCGCUAUGACCAGCAUGCCAUGAUCAUGGCUCCUGAGGGCCCUAUUGUGCCUGAAGUUGACGUCGACCAGGCUACCAAGGAGCUUGUUGAAGAGGGCGAACACAUUGAGAAGGCCAUGCAGGAAGAGAUCGGUCUUAUUACAGACAGUACCACUGCCGCAAUGUGCCAAGGCAGCAAGGAUGAGGCGCACUGCGCAUCGAGAAUAUCUACCUACGUUGCACGUUGCAAGGAAGGUGACUGCCUCAGCAUCGAUGCCGUCGGUUACCCGCAAAACAAGACAUUCCAGCAGCUUAUCCUGCCCGACCCAUACCAGCUUCAUGCUGCCUUCGUUUUGUUCAAGAACUGUCGCCGCAACGCGAGCAAGCGCUGGCUGGACAGGUUCUGGAUGCGCUUCAGCAGGGAAGGUCGUUACGGUGCGUACAAUAGCUUUAGCCUCAAUGUUUUGAGGCGCAAUUUGUUCGAGGAGGGGGAUGUGAGUGCUUUGCAUGCCUUUGUGCAGAAGUACUUCUACAUGACUGCCAUAUACUACAAGACCUAUUUGUCGCUGGAUGCCAUCAACGCCAAAAUCUUUAACAAAAUCGCUCUGGCGAAGUACAUUUUAGGCCCUAAGAUCCGAAGGUCUUUGAAGAAAAUUGUAGAAAGCAACAAACCCAGCGAUCUGGCAGCGAACGACAUGAACAUCAUCCGUCCUUUGACUUACGGUUACAGGCACUACAUGGCCAGUCAAAUUCCUGCUCUUCCAUUCUUUGCCUACCGUUUCUCAACCAUGGUCAUCAAGACGCUUGUUGACAACCUCUCCGGAGUUAAACAGCAACCGUGGUACAAGCGUUGGUUUGGAAAGGUGAAAAGCUUGUUCACCGGUAAAGACACGAGCAAAGAGGCUUACGAGAUUGAAGUGCCCGCUGUCAUUGAAAAAACAGAGCCCGUCGUGGAGGAGCAGUCCGUAUUCGGUAAGGUGAAGGACAAAAUUGGCAACGUAUUGAAAAAGAGCAUUUUCCGAAAAGAUACUCAAAAUGUGCGUCAUUCACACCUCUCAGAAGAGGACAUAAUGGGCGACUUGUCAACGGCGGAUGCGUUGCUUGAACCCGUUCUCGAUGUCAUGGAGAACCAGGCUGUAACGGAAGGUGAUGGAAAAGACGAAGCCGAAGAUACUCCUCUACCUAAUGAAAAUGAUGAGGCCGAGGCUGUGCAACAAAACGCUGAUGCUCCAUCAAAAGGUUCCCAAGGUGCACAGGAAGAACCUGCUGGCGCUGCAGAGGGUGAAGAGGAGGAAGAAACUGAAGAACAAGAGCCUGAAGCGGAGAAAGUAGACGACGAUGAAAAAGAGGAAUCUUCGAAUGGUGGCUACAAAAAGUUCUUCAAGAACAUCUUGGAUACUAGCAAAAUAACCGAUGCGGCUCGUAAUAUCAAGUUCCCGACCAAGUACUUCAGAUGA
Molecule: messenger RNA, 1500 nt
Organism: Babesia ovata
Lineage: Eukaryota; Apicomplexa; Aconoidasida; Piroplasmida; Babesiidae
Product: rhoptry-associated 1, putative
Exons: 1
Coding region: 1-1500 (499 amino acids)
Source: RefSeq, a predicted model, not a curated record